Morus notabilis is the source of this 1754-nucleotide messenger RNA. Its product is annotated as NAD-dependent protein deacetylase SRT1. The coding region runs from base 104 to 1525 and encodes 473 amino acids. The transcript has 14 exons. The record is from RefSeq and is a predicted model, not a curated record. NCBI's taxonomy places the organism in Eukaryota, Viridiplantae, Streptophyta, Magnoliopsida, Rosales, Moraceae. Gene Ontology annotation, molecular function: NAD+ binding.
CUUCUCCCUUUUCUCCUUCUAAUCUUAUUCUUCUCGGGCUUCUCUUCGAUAAACUUUUGAGAGAGAGAGAGAGAGAGAGAGAGAGUGGUUAAGAAAAUCGGCCAUGUCUUUGGGCUACGCGGAGAAGCUUUCGUUCAUAGAAGAUGUGGGCAAAGUGGGAAUGGCUGAAUUUUUCGACCCACCGCAUAUUUUGCAAGAAAAGGUUGAACGCCUUGCAUCACUGAUUCACAAGAGUAAGCAUCUAGUGGUGUUUACAGGUGCAGGAAUUUCAACUUCUUGUGGUAUACCUGAUUUUCGAGGUCCAAAAGGCAUUUGGACACUUCAGCGUGAAGGCAAAGCCUUGCCUGAAGCAUCAUUGCCAUUUCAUCGCGCUGUGCCGAGCUUGACUCACAUGGCUUUAGUUGAAUUGGAACGAGCGGGCAUUUUGAAGUUUCUUAUUAGCCAGAAUGUUGAUGGCCUCCAUCUUCGAUCUGGAAUACCGAGGGAGAAACUUGCUGAGUUACACGGUAACUCUUUCAUGGAAACCUGCCCUUCAUGUGGAGUCGAGUAUCUGCGGGAUUUUGAGGUGGAAACUAUUGGCUUGAAGGAGACUUCCAGACGGUGUUCUGUUAAAAAUUGUGGGGCUAAACUUAAGGAUACAGUACUUGAUUGGGAGGACGCAUUGCCCGAAAAGGAGAUGAAUCUUGCUGAGAAGCACUGCAAGAUGGCUGAUAUUGUUUUGUGUCUGGGGACCAGUCUGCAGAUAACUCCAGCAUGCAACCUACCUCUUAGAUCACUUCGCGGUGGGGGAAAGAUUGUUAUUGUUAAUCUUCAGAAAACUCCAAAAGACAAGAAAGCAAGCUUAGUGAUUCAUGGACUUGUUGAUAAGGUUAUAACGGGUGCCAUAAACUUGCUUAAUCUGCAGAUUUCUCCAUUUGUGAGGAUCGAUCUUUUUCAAAUCAUUUUAACUCAAGCCUUGAGUAUAGAUCAGAAGUAUGUGAACUGGAAUCUCCGGGUAGCAAGUGCACAUGGACCCAAAGCUCCAUUGCCAUUCAUCAAAUCCGUCGAGGUUUCCUUCUUAGACGCGGAAGACUACAAAGCAGCUCUUUUAGAAAAAGAACCAUUUCAGCUUAAAAGACGGACGGUGGAAACCAAGUCAUUUGAAUUGGUCUUGAAACUGAAUUUCAGUGAAGGUUGCGGUUGUCCAAGUAUCGAAAUAAACAUUCCUGUUGAUUUCAAGGUUCCAACAGACUGUUUUGACCUUGAAAAGGAUAGCAUAUUUCAAAAGCUGAGAGAGACAGCAAUUAAAGACUCGUGCUGUGGGCAGAAUGCAGUCAUUGAGAGAAAGGCUAUUUUAUCCCCGGCUAGUGAGGUCACUGUUUAUGCCACUGUAACCAACAUUGUUAGGUACAACAAAGCCUCGAAAGUGUCGGAAGCCAAUUCUCCGAGCAAUGGUAGCAUCAAAAGGAGAAUUGAAAAUGGCAUCGGGACGUCGAGGAAGCGACCGAGAGGGCAUAAGCGCAAAUCUAAAUUCUUAACAAAUUAGAAUAGUAGACCAUGUAGCUGUGAUUCGGGUUUCUCUGUACAUAUAUUUUACUUCUCAUUACAAACUAACGGAAAUUAUAAUACAUAGGGACUGAGUGAAUUUUGCUAGAUAAUACACUCAGUCUCUCGCAGCUAUUAUGGAAUAGAGAGGUGGUGUUGAUUCCUCUAACAUUGUAAUAUGUAUUGUGAAGCUUCUUGGUGUUGGAUGAUAUCAUUCAUUUAGCCCCCAA